AUUUGGGGUCCAGUACCUUUUUCUAGACAAGCUGCAGGUUAGCCUGUCCCAAGAUCUGCUUCCCAGGCUAGGCUGUAGGUGUGUCCCCUGCUUUUGGGCGCUGUCUGGGAGACUGAAUCUGGGGCAUCCUGAUGUCUCUACUCUACUCCCACUCGCCACUGAGAUUGAGAGGUGAGGGACAGUAGCCAUUUUCUACAGGAACAAACAUCUGAACUGGUGAGAUCGAGAGUCUUGGGUAUUAGUCCUGAGGAGCUGCGCUCACCAUAAAUUUGGAAAUACAACUUGCUCACUAGGACUCAGAUUCAUGCCUGAGGAUUGCCUUUGGGGAAAACAUACAAAAUUGCCUGAUUGAAGGGAACAACAAAGACCAGGAGCCUGGGGCCAGUGUUGAAUCCUGGAGCCCUGGUGUGUGCCAAGGCUUGUGUGUGUGUGUGUGUGUGGGGGGGGGGGGCGUUGGUCCUUGUACAUGUUGUGGGCUUCUGACCUUGUGUGGCUCUCUUGAGUUUGGGACCUUCCAAGAGCCUGGAGUGCAGCCAGGGGAGGACUUUCCCCCAUGGCCCAGGGAAAGUUGGCUGACUCCUUGAUCCUGGAGAUGUGGCAAGGUCUUUGCUUUUUCUUUAGCUCUUUGAGUGAUCCAUACAACUCAUUUUGAUCAUAUUCACCACCCCAAAUUCUUCCCAGAUCCAUUUGCUUUCUCUACCCACCCAUCCUUGUAUCCUUUUUUUUUCUUUCUUGUUUUAAAAUCCAUUAAGACUAAUUUGUGUUGCCCAAAUAGUCUUGUAUAUUUCACUGAAAUGUGAUUGGCUUACCAGGAGCUAUAGAUACUCUUAGAGGAAACUGUCUCUUCCUCUUACAGCAGCUAAUAAUGUGCCAGUUGCUCCAUACUAGUGGUGGGAUUUGGUGCUGGACUCUCGUCUCCAUGUUGAGAUUUGGUUUGGCUUGGGCUUGCACAGGUGCUGUGCAUCAUGUUGUAACUGCAGUGAGUUCAUAUGAACAGCUGCCCUGUUGUGGCCAGAAGACAUUGUUUCCUUAUGGUCCCCACCACCUCUGGCUCUCAUGCUCUCUGCUCCCUCUUCCUCAAGGAUUCCUGAGCCUGGGCUGCAGGGUUUGUGGUUCCCAUCAGGGCUGAACAGUCUGCAGUUUCUUAUUCUCUUCACCUUGGCCAGUUGUGGGUCUCUGUGUUAGUCAUCAUCUAUUGCAAAUAGAAGAGUCUCAAAUGAGGGUGGAGAGAGAUGCAUUAAUCUAUGGGUAAGCCAGUAAAGUCAUCAGGAGUUGGCUUAAUACUGUGUUCAUUUAGCAAAAUAAUAGCAGUAGGGAAUCCUCUAGGAAUUAUUGCAUGUCUAGAUAGGGUUUUGUCCUGGUAACCGGUAUAGGUUUCAUCUUGUGGAGUGACACUUAAAUCCAAGCAGAAUGUGGUUGGUUUCUCCCACGAUGGCUUUGCCACUAUCCCACCAGUGGACGGAUCUGUGUAUCUUGCCAGGACAGUCAUUAUUGUAGUUUGCAGGGCUCACAGUUAGGUUCGAUUGAGGAUUACUUUUUCACUCUGGUAGAUGCAUAGCAUCUUUUAGCAGUUGAAAACUAGAAGAGAGAUGAAGCUUCCAGGUCAGUACCAGCUUGAUUUCUUCAUGUUUUAUGACUCAAAUAUGUGGUGUCUUCAGUAUUAGGGUCUUCUCAUCAAGUUUUGGAGGGUAACCAAGAGCAGUGACAAUACCUGUAAUGUUUAGGGGGUGUCUUUGGGGCUAACAACUCCAAAAGAGGUAACCCGUUCCUAGCCAUGGACUUUUAAUUUAUUCAUCUGUGGUAUCUAGUGAUAUUGUUUUGGAAACUCCAUUUUUUUUACACAUACUAUAUAUUUCUAUUUGUCAUCUGUCUGUCUGUCUGUCUACCUAUCUAUCUAGAGAGAUACUGAGGCAUCUAUGGUAGUAGGUUUCCACAUGCUUUUUUUCAAAAGGCCUUUAGUGUUAUUUUUCCCUCUCUUCCAGGAGUUACUAUUUUUAAUUUUACAAUAUGAAGACAUUGCAGCCAUUCCCAGAAGUAUAACAGCUCUAAAGUUCCAUGGAUUCAUAACCUAGGUUUAUCACUCGUAAAUGAGUGAACUGUUGUUCCCAGUCCUCACCUCAAAGUAUGGAUUUCUUUGGAAUUGGCUCUUUUCUGGAGCCCUGUGCCAGAGCCUGUCUGUGAGUCCAGCUACUUCCGCACCCCUCAUUCAAGUCCGGUUUCUGGUUUGUCUCUUCAGAGUCACUUUGAACAAUUAGUUGUAGAACGCUCUCCCCUGAGCACACACUCACCAUCUUCGUCAGAACAGUGCAGACUGCUUGUAACAGAGCUCGUUUGACUCGGUUUAUGGGGCUUCCCCCGACCCUCAAACACUACGCUGUCCUGGUUACUGCUUUGUGAGUUGCGACCUCUGGCGGGCUUUGGUGUGUUCCUCGGUGUCACAUUAACUCUCCUGUCUUCCCGUAUGAAUUUGAGACUUUUAAUAUCUGUAGGAUAUUGAUGGAGAUGUCGUUGUAUCCACAGCCAAGGUUGGGGAGAGCUGACACCCUAAACAUGUUGACUUUUCCUGCUUAUUAUAUGGAAUAUGUCCUCAUCCACUUUGAUCUUUCAUUUCUUUCCACAAAGUCUUGUAGUUUUCCUCAUAGUCAUCUCAUAAUUAAAAAAUUACAUUAGUAUUACUUUGUUUGGAUGUCAUUCUCAACGUGCUGAUUUCACCGCAAAUUCCAGUGGUUUGGUGCUCCUGUAUAGGGAAGUGAUAUUUUGUUACGAACUCUGUGUCUACUGCUUACAAUAACCUGCUUUAGAGUUUGUUGUUGAUUUUUGUGGGAUUUUUCUCCACAAACAAUCAUGCUGUCUAUAGAACAAGUCAGAGCUCUUUCUCACUGACCACUUAGAAUAAUUCUCUGCAAGGUUCAUAUGGUACACUUGGUCGACACGUCUUUUAAGUACUUUUUUUUUAUUCCACACGAGCUUCCCCCCCAAUAUUUUAAUACUUUUAUUUGUUGAGGGCAUCUUAUUUAACAAUAACUAUAACUAUCAGUUCAUCAUUGAGAGCUUCUGGUUCUGACUGUCAUUUUCGUCUGUAUCCCCAGCUGUCAUGAUCACACCUAAAUGAUAUUUACAAUUUUCUAACAUUAUCUCAUGCCCCAUUUAUACUUAACUCUCCCUUGUCUCCUUUCUUACUCAUGUGUGGAGGCCAGGACCCAGUCCAGGUCACGUACCUCAUGCAAGGAAUGAUUUUCCCCUAUCUUUAAUUGGGAGAAGAUUGACCUCUACUUCUUUCAUUACUCAGCCAGUAUAAGCCAGGAUCCAGUCCAGGUCAUGUACCUCAUGCAAGGAAUGAUUUUCUUCCGUCUUUAAUUGGGAGAAGAUUGCCCUCUACUUCUUCCGUUACUCAGGCAGAGGUGGGCUUUGACCUCGUGACUGGCUCAGAUCUGUGGAUUUUCUUGACUGGUUAAGAAUGGGCUGCAGAGAUGCUCUCUGUCAGCCUGCCCACCUCACCGCUACCCUGUCCCCACCUCCUACUGAAUCGGGAGACUGGGAUAUGAAGGGCCUUCUUCCUAAGUGCUUUACACUUUUCUUCUUGUUCCUCAGAUUGGACUCUGCAAGUAGACCCUUCUCUAGGGAGAGUGUUCUGGAGAGUGGGAGAUGGCCCCAGGGCUCCUGACAACCAGAGACAAGACAUUAAUGGCUUUCCAUGACGUGGCUGUGGCCUUCAACCAGGUGGAAUGGGAACUGUUGAGUCCUGCUCAGAGGAUCCUGUACAGGGAAGUGAUGCUGGAGAACUACAGCCACCUGGUCUCUCUGGGAAUUGCAUUUUCCAAACCCAAACUCAUCACACAGCUGGAACAAGGGGCAGAGCCCUGGAGAGAUGGCAGUGAAUGCCUUCUGGACCUUUGUCUAGCAGAACCCAGGACAGAAUUAGAGUCCUGUCUCUCCUGCCCGAUAUCCUUUGCUAGUCCAGAAGUCCUCAGAGUGUGUGUGAUGAGUGGACACUCCCCUCAGACUUUCCCAAGCCCACGAGCAGGCAGCAACCUCCAGCCAGAAGCUCCAGACUGUUCUAGCGGUAAAGACCAAGAGGGAGACUGCAGCAGUGACGCUCUGUUGCAGAGAGCAAGUCCGUCGAGGAUCCUGAAGACGCUCUUUAGCCCGUGCCAAGGUCAGGCAGUGUACUGGGUAGAAGGCAACAGGAAACAAACAGACCUUGACCUGGCCCCAGGAGGGACCCCUGAGAAGGCAGGCACAAUGUCGACGGGGUCCGACGAGUCAGAAUCUGGAGCAGUCAUAGAUGGAGCAUUUCCAUUAGAGCUGAACGCUGCCGCUGCCGCAAGCCUGUUCAGCUCUCAGAAGCAUCAUGGAUAUCCCGAUUGCGGAAGAGGCUUUUGCCAGAGGUCAGACCUCGUGAAGCUCCAGAGGAUGCACGGAGGGGAGAAGCCUUACUCAUGUUCCGAGUGUGGGCACCAGUUCACUCAGAAGGCUUCUCUCACUGUCCACCAGAGGAAGCACUCGGGAGAGAAGCCGUAUGUGUGUGGGGAGUGUGGGCGAGGCUUCAUGUAUGUAUCCUCUCUCAACAACCACAAGAAGAUUAUUCACUCGGGAGAGAGACCCCUGGUAUGUCCGGAGUGUGGGCGAUGCUUCCGCCAGAAGGUAGACCUCCUUCUUCACCAGAGGACUCACCUGGACAAGAAGCCCUUCGUGUGUCCCGAGUGCGGCAGGGGCUUCUGCCGGAAGGCCUCGCUGCUGCAGCACCGGUGGAGUUCCCACUCGGGCGACAACCCCUUCCUGUGCUCGGUGUGUGGGCGAGGCUUCAGGCUGCUCUCCAGGCUCCUCACUCAUCAGGUCACACACUCCGGGGAGAAGCCCUAUGUCUGUGCGGACUGCGGGCAACGCUUCGGCCAGAAGGGCACGCUCAUCCGACACCAGAAGACGCACACCGGGGAGAAACCCCACGUGUGUCGCCAGUGUGGCUGGAGUUUCACCCAGAAGGUCAACCUCAUUAGGCACCAGAGGAUCCACACAGAGGAAAAACCUUACCUGUGCCCCGAGUGUGGACGCGCCUUUGAGUUCAAGUCACUCCUCACCAGGCACCAGAAGACGCACAUGGGGGAGAAGCCUUACGUGUGCCCCCAGUGCGGCAAGGGUUUUAGCCAGAAGUUCAACCUCAUCGGGCACCAGAGGAUCCACACGGGGGAGCUGCCUUUUCUGUGCCCGGAGUGUGGCCGUGGAUUUGUAAAGCAGGCCACGCUGAUCAGACACCAGAGGACCCACGCACGGUGGGAGAAGCCUUACCAGUGUCCCGAGUGUGGACGCGCCUUUGAGUUCAGGUCACUGCUCACCAGGCACCAGAAGAUACACACAGGGGAGAAGCCUUAUGUGUGUCCUCAGUGCGGCAGGGGUUUCAGCCAGAAGUUCAACCUCAUCGGGCACCAGAAGACACACACAGGGGAGAAGCCCUAUGUGUGUUCCCAGUGUGGCCAGAGUUUUAGGCAGAAGUUCAACCUCAUUAGGCACCAGAGGAUUCACACAGGGGAGAAGCCCUUCUUGUGUGCCGAGUGUGGGCAUGCGUUUGGAAAGAAGGUCUCUCUCAUCAGACAUCAGAGGACCCAUGGGGAGCGGAAGCCUUACCAGUGCCCGGAGUGUGGACGAGCCUUUGAGUUCAGGUCACUCCUCGCCAGGCACCAGAAGACACACACGGGAGAGAAGCCUUACGUGUGCCCCCAGUGCGGCAAGGCUUUUAGCCAGAAGUUCAACCUCAUCGGGCACCAGAGGAGCCACACGGGGGAGAAGCCUUACCCGUGCCCCCAGUGCGGGCGCGCCUUUGGCUUCAAGUCUCUUCUCACACGACACCAGAGGACACACUCUAAGUAGGAGCUUCCCGCCAACUGCAUGUGUGUGUAAGGACUGGAAUGGGAUGUCACCUCUGACUGGAGGACUCAGUCCAGUCCACAGAGAAGCUGUUUGUUUGGGCGUGGCCUUGGCUUUAACUCUGCCCUCGUUAUACAUACAUCAGCAGACCUGCUCUAGGAAGAAGCCGAUGUGUGCAGGGAUUGCUGGGGUCGGGGUGGGGCGGGGGUCUCACCACCACAGACCUAGGAGGAAUAAGUGUGGCCAUCAGCUCCUAGCACGAGAGGUGUUUGCCUGUCCUUUUCCUUCCUUUCUCCAGGAGCAUGAAGCUGGCAGAGGUCACUAGCGAAUGAAUGUCCCAUUUUCCUGAAAUGGAAUAGGGGGAAAGUC
Molecule: messenger RNA, 6231 nt
Organism: Peromyscus maniculatus bairdii (prairie deer mouse)
Lineage: Eukaryota; Metazoa; Chordata; Mammalia; Rodentia; Cricetidae
Source: RefSeq, a predicted model, not a curated record